UAUGUCAAAUGUCAAUGCAGAUUGCCAUUGCAGUAUUUAUCUGUGGUAUUUUUAUACAGUUCAUUGCCAAAUAAUAAACAUUAACUAAAGUUGUGGUAGUUUGUGUCUUUUUAGAAUGAUCGAAGAGGAGAAUAAAACAAUAUGGUGCGGGAAUUUAGCUGACCAAGUUACCGAAGAGAUUCUUUACGAACUCUUUUUGCAGGCAGGUCCUCUCGAAAAAGUGAAAAUACCGCGAGAUAGGGACGGGCGUCUUAGAGGUUUUGCUUUCAUAACAUACUGUCAUGAAGUGUCAGUGCCCUAUGCUUUGAACUUGUUUAGAGGCACGGCCCUAUUUCAUAGGACAUUAUCCUUACAAGCGAGAGGUAAAUUGGCCCUUUUACCGCCACCGAUACGAUGUCACGGCCCUGACAAUUCCUUAGACUUUGUUGGACAGGGAAACGUUGCAAAACAAUUUUCUGAAAUGACUGAGAAGUUUAAGGAAGAAAAUCCACAACCAGUUCACCUGCCAACUCAAAGGCAUUACUUGUUCGAUGAUAUUACUCAAUCACACAGACCGGAUUCAAGUGACAAACUUGUUAUGGCGAGUUUACAGGGUAACUGGUCUCACAGACAUCAUCCAUACCGUUCUAAAGACAAGUCACAUAACCGAGAUGACUAUCGGCAUAGAGAUGAUGGUCAUAAAAGUCAGGGUAACUCUAACAACUGGAGAUCUAGGAGAGAUAAUUGGAAUAGAAGAAGAAAAUAAAAUUUAACAUAGAUUAAGGGAUUAAGCCAUAGUUAAUAUAACUAAGGCGCAUUCGACCAAUGGAGAUACAGAUAAUAUUAACUGGUUUUUAUUUGAGGUGAGCUCUGUAAGGCUGACUAGCUAACAAGGAGGUUGCAAGAAAGGAAACUAGUUUGCCCAGCCUAUUGUAGCUAUGUGAUUAUAUUUGUACAUGUUUCAUUCUUAUUUGAUUGUUGCUACGAAUAAGGAGUCCUGCCUCUAAUAUUUAUCAGUUAAUAAAGAAUACUUAUGUAACAGAUAAGUCAAGACACAGCUUCUUUAAUAAGAAGUUUGUUUAAUGUUAUAGAAACUGUCAAUUAAAUUUUCAUUUUGUUUAUAUUCAUACGUAUUUUAUUUAUUAAAUACAAUCGUUUACAAAAAAA
Molecule: messenger RNA, 1146 nt
Organism: Melitaea cinxia (Glanville fritillary)
Lineage: Eukaryota; Metazoa; Arthropoda; Insecta; Lepidoptera; Nymphalidae
Product: RNA-binding protein 7
Exons: 2
Coding region: 116-745 (209 amino acids)
Biological process (GO): regulation of alternative mRNA splicing, via spliceosome
Cellular component (GO): nucleus
Molecular function (GO): single-stranded RNA binding
Source: RefSeq, a predicted model, not a curated record